GCGGGAACAUUAAAAAAACACACAAGCAAUGAUAACACCGAUCAUUCGAUAUUAGACUGUUUUUGUGGAGCAAUUACCGUAUAGAUUGUAAAGUAUACCGAAGAUAGAACAUUAAGAACAUCUUGUGAAUAUAAUUAAUAGCGUGUGCUGAUACGAAAAUGUUAAAUGCACUAGGGGUGAUUGUAUCCGGUCGACUAGUUCAAACAGAUUUCCAGCAGAUAAGUGAGUCCCAUUUCCUUAUUACCAUUCCGGAUGCGGAUAAUGUAAACCAUGUGGUGGUGUUCCUGACGGGUACCAUUCCAUUCCCGGAAGGUAUGGCCGGCGGAGUUUAUUUCAGUUGGCCCGAUCCAAAUGCACCACCGAACUGGCAGCUGCUUGGGUACAUUUCCAACACGAAACCAUCGGCAAUCUUUAAAAUAUCGCAGCUCAAGAAGCUAGACGAAAUUACCGGCCAGACUACGAUGAUGAACAAUGUGUUUGGUAGCAAUCUUCCGAUAUCACACAUUGCACAAAUCGGCGUGUCCAUCGAGCCGGAAAGCUCGCUUGUACAGCAAACCCCCUCGACGACCACGUCGAGCACCUACUACCAGUUCGGUCAGAAGAUACUGGAGAACUUUUUCAACUUUGUCACCAGCUUCUCGGUGACGCAAAGCCAAAUGACACCGGCACCAAAUGAAACGUUUGUCCCCCUGUCGACGAUACAAACGUGGUACACCAACUUCGAGCGUAGAUUGCAGCAAAAUCCAAACUUUUGGAAAAAUUAAAACCAUUUCAGGCGAACGAGUGUACUGAUUUCCAGCGUUCGAAAUGGCCUUAUGGGGAAGUUGGUCUAGAAGAAGAUCAUUCGCAUCGUGCUCUUCUGAAGUCACAUGUACCGAUUUCCAACGGAACUGGUUUUAAUCAUCUUAGGUAUUAUCGCAAACUUUUGUAAACGUUCAUUACUGCAUCAUAAAAUUGUAAGGCUUUUGUGUUGUUUACAGUACUCA
Anopheles funestus (African malaria mosquito) is the source of this 986-nucleotide messenger RNA. RefSeq names its product protein OPI10 homolog. NCBI's taxonomy places the organism in Eukaryota, Metazoa, Arthropoda, Insecta, Diptera, Culicidae. The record is from RefSeq and is a predicted model, not a curated record. Gene Ontology annotation, cellular component: nucleus; cytosol. The transcript has 4 exons. Gene Ontology annotation, molecular function: nuclear import signal receptor activity; Hsp70 protein binding. Bases 159 to 764 code for a protein of 201 amino acids. Gene Ontology annotation, biological process: protein import into nucleus.